UUCUGCGGCCGUGAAUAGAAGCAGUAUAUCCGCAAUGACUGGUGAAGAUUUUCCCUGUCCCCAGCCCACGACACUCGAACCGUGUAUAUCCCUGCUCCAAAUGGCACCGCAGCAAACCUCCACAUCUCUAUCAAAAUCAAAAGCACAGCUUCUGUCAACUGCGGCGGAUAAAAAACCGACGGAAGUUAGGCAGAAGAUUGUUCGGGAUGGAUCAGAUCCCGGUUUUGCAAUGCUUCUUUAUGAUAAACUGGUGCAUUUAAAAUUGGCCCAGGUGGAAUCAAGUCCCAUAGGCGAUGUUUGUGAAGACCAGGAGCAAUGAAUGCCAUCAAGAUCGUGGAUAUCAGCGACAACUUCUGUCUACCCUUACACAUUACGGGACAAAACUUUGGACAGAAUAUAUAAUAAGAACCAGCGGAUCAAUUCAACUAGAUUGUAUAGUGGCCAAGUUUACUCGCAACCUCACCUGGUCCAUAACUUACUCCGACUCUAUCCCCAACCUUUUUUAAAAAGAAUAUUGUCCCUUCCGAUAAACAUUAUUAUCUACUGCCCUGUCCUCAUACAUUUCGGAGGUGGCCAUCAAGAUUUAGCUACCCGCUC
Opisthorchis viverrini is the source of this 597-nucleotide messenger RNA. RefSeq lists its product as hypothetical. The record is from RefSeq and is a predicted model, not a curated record. Bases 35 to 319 code for a protein of 94 amino acids. NCBI's taxonomy places the organism in Eukaryota, Metazoa, Platyhelminthes, Trematoda, Opisthorchiida, Opisthorchiidae. The transcript is spliced from 3 exons.